Molecule: messenger RNA, 1258 nt
Organism: Sinocyclocheilus rhinocerous
Lineage: Eukaryota; Metazoa; Chordata; Actinopteri; Cypriniformes; Cyprinidae
Product: cell migration-inducing and hyaluronan-binding protein-like
Exons: 10
Coding region: 173-1258 (361 amino acids)
Source: RefSeq, a predicted model, not a curated record
ACUCAUGCCGCGCAUCAGCUGCUUGUAGACCGCACUGUUUCCGUGGAGCUGACGGCAAUCUGCUCACGCUACAGGACCCUGUGAAGGAUGACAGUUUCCACCCAUUUCAUCAUCAUCUUGGAAAUCAAGGUGAGGUGCCUUUAAACUCUGGACCAAACCAACAGUGCUGAAAAUGAAGAUCUGUGUUGCUUUUAUUGUAGUAGCUGUUCUUCACAUCGCUCAGGCUGUUUGUCCAGAUAAGAUGUCUGGACUACAACCCUGGACUCCCGGUCACAAUGAAGCCCACAGAGUCACCAUCGGUUACGGCCGCAAAGUCAUCCUCACCUCAUCCACGACCGUCCAUUCCAUCGAGAUCCUCAACGGAGGGAAGCUUGUGAUCGCUGAUUCCAUUCGACCCAUUUUUCUGCGGGCUAAGCACAUCCUCAUCGGGAACAAGGGUGAACUUCACAUCGGCAGUCCAGAAUGCCCUUACAAAGGCAACCUCACAAUCUCUCUCUUUGGCAGGUCUGAUGACACCGAGGUCGAACACAGUUAUUUUGGCCGCAAGUACAUUGGCGUAGGAACCGGAGGAACCUUGGAGAUUCACGGCGAAAAGAAGCUGUCCUGGACGUUCCUGAACAAAACCCUCCAUCCUGGGCAGGGUAAUGAGAACAGCUACCAUUUCGAAAGGAGCUGGGGCAAUAGAGGCAUCAUCAUUCACGUUAUCAACCCCAAGACCGGAGAGGUGCUGCACACUGAUAGGCAUCCGUGGAGUUUUAUUACAGUCAAAGGGGACACGUCCUCAGCGGUCGAGGAUCAUGCUGUCUAUCAGGGAACCAAGGCUUCAUCUGAGGCCAGGAGCUCUCGGGUGUUUCACUCAGGUUACGGAGAGCAUUUCACCAUCACCACCAUCAGUCAGUGGGUUCAAGAGGCCGAAUGGACUGAAUGGUUUGACCGCGAUGACGAGAGGGGGUCAGGUGACUGGGAGAAACUGACCGACCUCCACAAAGCCUUUCCAGAGCGUCUGUGCAGUAACCCUCUUGAUAUUGAGGCUGAAACUCUUGACGGCAUCCCUGCCAACAUGACAGGAGAAGUCUUCUCCAAGUUUGACAGAAACUAUGGCUUUGUAUGCCUCAACAAAGAGCAGGUGGAUGGGAUUUGCCACAACUACCGCGUGCGUUUCCUGUGCGGCAAACUCGGUAUGUUUGAAGCAGUCUGCUUUUGGCUUCCGGAGAAACUCUUUUCUAUCAGUUACUCAUGUCACUCCAAACCUUUAUAA